AUGCGUAUAACCUCGGUUCGCACGCGGCGAUGGCUUUUACUUAGCGCCCUCCACUUCAAGCAUCAAGACCUGGAUAGAGUACGGCAAACGGGGCGAUGGAUCGUUGCGGAGGCAGAGCGAAAUCAUGUCUCGCGGGUGGUGAUAUGCGGUGACCUCUUGAUCAGCCGGACGAUGCAGCCCACACAUGUGUUUUCUGCCUGUUACCGUUUCAUCAGCCAUCUCAGCGACGUCGCCGAAUUUGAAUCUUUGGCCCUGCGGUGGACGGUGACGUUGAAGGGUAUUAUCAACGGCCCGGGUGAUAGGUUCGAGGAGAUGUGUCGGUUCUAUGAGAGGCAUCACAUCAGGCCGGUGGUGGAUCGUUCGUUUGGGUUUUGA
Molecule: messenger RNA, 375 nt
Organism: Podospora pseudopauciseta
Lineage: Eukaryota; Fungi; Ascomycota; Sordariomycetes; Sordariales; Podosporaceae
Exons: 2
Coding region: 1-375 (124 amino acids)
Source: RefSeq, a predicted model, not a curated record